This is a messenger RNA of Hermetia illucens (black soldier fly), 1693 nucleotides long. It is a transcript of the gene S2P, whose product is annotated as membrane-bound transcription factor site-2 protease. NCBI's taxonomy places the organism in Eukaryota, Metazoa, Arthropoda, Insecta, Diptera, Stratiomyidae. Gene Ontology annotation, biological process: regulation of response to endoplasmic reticulum stress; membrane protein intracellular domain proteolysis. Bases 157 to 1644 code for a protein of 495 amino acids. The record is from RefSeq and is a predicted model, not a curated record. Gene Ontology annotation, molecular function: metalloendopeptidase activity. Gene Ontology annotation, cellular component: membrane; cytoplasm. The transcript is spliced from 2 exons.
GGGUGUCAAAUCAAUUAUUUUUCAUCCGGGAAGAUUAGUCUUUAUAUUUGUGUCGUGUCGUUGUUUUUUUAUUGUGCACGAGCUACUUUUGGCUGGGAGGUUCCCAAUGGCUUUUCAGUGACUAGCAGAUGCGUAGCAGGGCAGCAGAAAUCGGCAAUGGAACCCUUGACGUUGAUUGCGGUCAUUGGUGUCAUAUACGGCACCGUGUUCUUCUUCGACUGCUUCUUUAAGAGUUGCAUGCACUACCCGUACGAUGCAUUCCUGCGCAACACUGGGCUGACCGUGCAGUUCAUGAGGCUGCGCUGGCACACGACGGCAUUCAACCGCACAAUUUUCAAAUGGGGCUCAUCAUGCUCCAAAAUCUUUAUCCACGCCUUCAACCUCGGCGUGAUCACUUCUAUCGUACUCAUGGCCCUUGGAAUACUAAUUCUCUCUGCAUCCCUUUUCGGAACAUCGAGCGGCGGAGGAAGUGACGUCACUUCCAAGAAGUUUGAGGUGCAAAUGGAGCUGCUCCUGCCGGGGGUGAAUUUGCCGCUCAGCGAGAUUGGCUACUACAUAACAGCUCUGCUCAUCUGUAGUGUCGUUCACGAAUUGGGGCACGCGAUAGCCGCGGUGAUGGAGGACGUGCCGGUCACCGGCUUCGGGAUUUACGUUCUAUUCUGUUUCCCUGUCGCCUACACAGAACUGAGCACGGAACACCUCAAUGCUUUGAAGCCGCUGCGGAAGCUUAGAGUGCUCUGUGCUGGCAUUUGGCACAAUGUAGUUCUGGCUGCAGUUUUCUAUGUAAUUUUCAUCGGUCUCGGGCCGGCCUUAACCCCUUUCUACCAAACUAACUCUGCAGUGGUCAUUACGCACAUUUCACCGAACUCUCAUCUACGAGGGGACCGAGGACUAUACUGGCAUGACGUCAUCCAGUCCAUUAAUGAGUGCAAAGUGCGGAACCUGGACACAUGGUACUCAUGCUUGGUGAAGACGCUGCACUCGAAGCCGGCCUUCUGCGUCUCUUCAGAGUUCAUCCGAUUGAACGACGAAACCGGCCUAACCGCGCAUAUUGACGACGGCCUAGUUCAAUGUUGUGAUCCUAGCAAUACCAAAGUUCUUUGUUUCGAAUAUAUCAACGACAUCAGCAACGACGAUCCUCUGGAGAUCCCGCAACAUAUGUGCCUGGACAUUCGCAAAACGGUGGAGGAGGCCACCAGCCUCUGCACGACGACUUGCGACGAAGGAUUCUGCAUUCGCCCCGUCAUAAACAAUUCGACAACUCUCUUGACGAUAGCGCGCAAGGAUCGCGAGCGAGUUAUAUACAUCGGGCACCCGUCGGACCUGUACCGGACGAUCAAACUGUCGGAGUUCGUGCCCAAGACGUCGUUCUUGACCCCGGAAUUUGCCGACUCGCUUUCUUUGUUCCUCAAGUACAACGUGGUGUUCUCCCUUGGCCUAGCCGUGAUAAAUGCCAUCCCCAGCUUCAGCCUGGAUGGCCACCACAUUUCGAGCACAAUCAUUAAUAGUAUCCUCGCAAACAAGAUUACCGAGCGGGCGCGCCGCGAGCUUGUGUUGCUGGCAGUGUCCUGUUUGGGAACUCUCUUAUUCUUAAGCUCUAUAAUCAAAGUUUUAUGGUCGUCUUUAGUCACACGAUUUAUGUAGUUCUAAGGUUAUUUGGUAGAGAAAUAGAAAAUGGAAAACUUUCUAACAA